Molecule: messenger RNA, 1113 nt
Organism: Oppiella nova
Lineage: Eukaryota; Metazoa; Arthropoda; Arachnida; Sarcoptiformes; Oppiidae
Source: the annotation of a GenBank genome assembly
AUGUAUCGGAUCAAACCCGAGAAAAGGGAAAUGAAGGAAAGGACGGCAUACUUAGUGAACACAUCCCGGUGUCAGAUUGUCAGGUGGCCUACAUUUGAUGAGCAGGUUGUGCCCUUAUAUCGCAACAAAUCAAAUGAGAGAAUUCAUUGUAAAACUGAUGACCACUUUCGGGACGUAACGAUCGAGAGAUACAACUUUACGGGCGUUAGAGUUGUGAACAAAUCGGGAAAACCUAUGAACUGUUCCUAUAGUAUAGUCUCACGAAGAAGUGGAACCGAUGGUUAUCUGGACUAUUCUCGUGGUCAUGGUCUUGUGGCGAUUACAUGUGUUUUAGGAAAAGAAAAAUAUGUAAAGGCUAUACCACUCAUACCGGACCUCAGUAUAAAACCACACAAUGAAAGCCAGAAUUUACCGAAUAUUCUGUUUGUGGGAAUCGACUCAAUAUCUCGACUCAACUUUGACCGACACUUCCCUAAAACCAUACAAUUGCUGGACAGACAUGAUUUUUACACGAUGUACGGCUAUAACAAAGUGGCCGACAAUACCUACCCUAACCUCACGCCACUGCUAACCGGCCAUUACAUCGACGACCUCUGGAAUGAGACAAUGAGUAAAAAAGAUUAUCAUAAUCGCGGCUAUAAUACCCUGCUCAUGGAGGACUGGCCACAAGUGGCGGCAUUUAAUUUUCUCAAAAAGGGUUUCAGUGAACCGCCGACUGAUUACUAUCUGAGACCUUAUAGUCUGGCUAUAGAUAAGAAAGUCAAAAAUAAUUGCUAUUACGAUAGGACUGAGAUUGAGACUUAUUACGACUAUAUCUACGACUUCGUGACAGCAAUGACACGAAGAAACCAGAAAUACUUUGCCUUCACAUUCAUGGCUCGGCUAACCCACGACCACCUGAACAGUGCCGGUCUGGCCGACCUACCGGUGCACCACUUACUCAACAAACUCUUUGACUCCGACCUACUGUCCAACACAAUACUCAUAUUUUUCUCAGACCACGGCAUUAGGUUCGGCACAAUCAGGGAAACCCUAUCGGGGAAACUGGAGGAGCGAAUGCCAUUCAUGCACCUUGGCGCACCGGUAGCCUAUCUGUCAAUGAAAACCGGUUGA